Messenger RNA from Brienomyrus brachyistius, 3213 nucleotides. Its product is annotated as phospholipase B1, membrane-associated-like. The record is from RefSeq and is a predicted model, not a curated record. Gene Ontology annotation, molecular function: A2-type glycerophospholipase activity; retinyl-palmitate esterase activity; phosphatidylcholine lysophospholipase A1 activity. Gene Ontology annotation, biological process: phospholipid metabolic process. Gene Ontology annotation, cellular component: brush border membrane. Lineage: Eukaryota; Metazoa; Chordata; Actinopteri; Osteoglossiformes; Mormyridae. The transcript has 40 exons. The annotation marks the transcript as partial.
GUUCACGGUCUGAGGCCAGUGGAUGUGUCUCUUAUAACCACCAUUGGGAUCCCACGGUCCCUGAGCAAACAAGUGUCCAGGGUGGUCAGCAGAUUAUAUGAUAUUAUAUCCAUGUUCAACCCUGAUUUGACCAGCCUGCUUCCAGAGCCAACAGAGAGCCACCCCUCUCAGCACAGGAGUCUGUCGGACCAUGCCAAGGAAGUUGUCUUCCUCCUCCGGACCACGCAGAUACUUCAUUCAGGAAGACAGUGGAAGCUGGUUCUGCUUCUGGUCCCGGUGGAGGGGCUCCGUGUCUGUCCAGAGCAGGCCAGUGCUGCAGUACAGAGAGCUGUGGGACAGGUGGAUGAAGCUUUGGAGAUCCUGCACAGCCAGCUGAAUGACACCUUGGUCAGCGUGGUUGUAUGGGGAGGUCAGUUUGAAACCACUCAGCCUGACCAGGACAGGCUGUGCCACUGUGAGAUGUGCAGUGAGAAGGAAUUCAGACUGAGAAAGGCCCUCCUCGCCCAGACCUUGCAGGAGUCUCUAGGUCGCCUCCUGCUGGAUAAGCAGUGGUAUAGCAUGAGGGAUGACUUCACAGUAACACUACAGGCUACCCCAUCUGUUGUUGACCCAGUCUCCUUCAUUGAAAGAAGAGCUCCCUCUAGUGGUCUUACCUCAUGGCAUGCAGACAAACUGGCAUUACAGCUGUGGACCAACCUGUUGCAGCCCACGGAUGGACAGCCAAGCGUGAAUAAGAAAACAUUCCUCGGCAGUGACAGCAUCCCCUGCCCCAGCCAGGACCGCCCCUUCUUGCGGACAGAGAGAAACUCCUCCCCAGGACCUCGUGUGGGUGUCCACAGCCCUAGGGACUACGUGGCCAGUUCACCUCUGUCUGACUCUGUCCUGGGCAGUGAGCUGCCUUGUGAAGACAGAAGCCCCUCCCACUCUCCUCCAACUUCAGUUCACGCCCUCCGCCCAGGAGAUGUGAAGGUGGUGGCCGCUAUAGGAGACUCGCUGACGGCCGGCAAUGGAAUUGGUUCAGCUCCUUGGAAUUUACUGGACGUUCUGCGUCAGUACAGAGGAUUGUCCUGGAGCAUUGGUGGGGAUGAAAACCUCACCACUGUCACAACUCUUCCCAAUAUCCUGAGGCAGUUCAACCCAUCGCUGACGGGAUUCUCAGUAGGCAUCGGAAUGCAGAAUAGUGAUAGAGCAUUCCUUAACCAGGCCGUGGCAGGAGCUACCAGCGAAGAUCUAGCUGGCCAAGUGCGUGUCCUGGUGGACAAGAUGAAGAACGAUUCACGUAUUAAUUUCCACUCGGACUGGAAGGUGAUCACCGUGUUUAUAGGAGGGAAUGACCUUUGUGACCACUGCACCCACUCUGUUUAUUUUUCUGCCAAUAACUUUGUGUCACGAAUCCGGCAAGCUCUAGACAUCCUCCACAAAGAGGUUCCACGUGCUCUUGUGAACCUGGUGGAGCUGUUGCAUAUCAUUCCUCUGCGGCGACUGCACCAAAUCCCCAGUCUAAACUGCCCUACCUGGCUGGUCAACAUCAUGUGUCGCUGCGUUCUCUCACCUAAAGAUGGUUCGGUGGAAGUGCAGAGAGUAAAUGACAUAAACAGAGCCUAUCAGCAUGGCCUGCAGCAGCUUGUGGAAUCUGGUCGCUAUGACACCAAGUCCUCCUUCACCGUGGUGCUGCAGCCAUUCUUCAGAGAUGUGAUACUCCCCCUGCUGGAGGAUGGGCGCCCUGACAGGUCCUUCUUCACCCCGGACUGUUUCCACCUCAGUCAGAAGUCUCAAACUCUGAUGGCACGUGCUUUGUGGAACAACAUGCUAGAACCCCUGGGGAAUAAGACCCAGACACAGAACUUCACUGCGGAUAUCUCUCUGAAAUGUCCCACUAAGGACUCACCGUUCCUAAGCACCUAUCAGAACAGUAACUACACUUACCAGGGCCCCCCUCCAACACCACCCCCCAUCACGAACUGGGGUAGUGACCUGUCAUGUGCAGAACGGAACCCCUCCAACACCGUUCCUGUGUCAGCUCACAAACUGCGACCAGCAGACAUCAAGGUUGUAGCUGCCCUAGGAGACUCAAUCACCGCUGGUUCUGGUGCAAAGUCAAAAAACAUCCUUCAGAUGAGAAAUGAGUACCGGGGGGUGUCCUGGAGCAUUGGGGGAGACGAGUCUCUGGACAGGGUGACCACACUUCCCAAUAUCCUGAGGCAGUUUAACCCCACCCUCCUUGGCUUUUCUAAGGGUCAAGGGUCAAAGCAGACGGGUUUCAAUAAGGCCGUGUCUGGAGCCAAGGCCCACCAAAUUCCUGCCCAGGUACAGACACUCAUCCAAGAGAUGAGGGGCAGCCAGGAUGUUGACUUUGAAAAUGACUGGAAGCUGGUUACUCUCUUCAUUGGGGCCAAUGACCUCUGUCAGUACUGUAUGGAUCGGGGAAACCUUUCACCUCAAAACUACAGUCACCACCUAAUACAGAGUCUAGACCUGCUAUACCAAGAGGUACCGCGUGUGAUGGUAAAUAUUCUGGAGAUUCUGCAAAUCGAUGGCCUUCGGAGGAUCAAGAAGGACACACUGGCCUGUUCCCUGCUACAAAGGAAUCUGUGCCCAUGUAUAUUGAAUCCCAGUGAAGAUUCCCUAGAACUGAGUGAAAUGAGGAGGAUAAACCAGGAAUAUCAGGCUGAAAUGGAGCACCUUGUUUCCGGGGGCCGCUAUGAUGGCCGGGAAGACUUUGCUGUAGUAAUCCAGCCCUACUUCCGAAAUUCCAUUAUCCCCCUGAGCCCGGAUGGCGGACCGGAUCUGAGCUACUUCUCAGUGGACUGUUUCCACUUCAGUGAACGGGCCCAGGCAGAGAUGGCCAUCGCUCUCUGGAACAACAUGCUGGAACCUGUGGGAAGGAAGCAAGUGUACAACAACUUUACACACGACCGUAAGAAGAUCAAGUGUCCUUCAGAGGCCCAGCCCUACAUCUACACCAGGCUGAACAGCUUCCUCAGUCCCCCAAGCUCUCCAGUGCCUACCACCAGCACGUCCACCGCCACCUCCGAUGCCACUACAGCCCCCGCCUCUGUCUGCCCGUCCACCUGGCCCGCCUGGGCCUUUGCGCUGGUCGGCGUGGUCGGCUUGCUGAUCGGCUGGGGUUUCACCUGGCUAACCUUUUCCUGCAAACAGCGGAAGGAUUUGAAGAAGAGGUGUCAGACAGAAAUGAAAGGAAGUGAUCUGUGA